AUGGCUCGAAAGCUGUUCGUCGCGUUCGGCGUGGCGCCCCGUCAUCGCAAGGGCGCUCGUUAUAGCGAGCCCCGCGGCGCUGGGGACGCACUGACAAACUUAAUAAUAAGCCAUAUUAACGAAAGACGCGCGACUCUCGACCUUAAGGAACCAUCGAUACGUAUGGAGGCCGCUCAUGUGCUAGCACACUUAAACUUGUCGGAGCUUUACAACCAGCCUUCCUCAUUACGUCUGUCGGCGUUAUUGCCAUCUCUUCGCAACAUCAGUAAACGCCGCUCAGAAAAAUAUUUACGUACCUCUCGCACACAAACAUUCAGAAGGGAAAGCAAAGGAACCAUA
Molecule: messenger RNA, 339 nt
Organism: Iphiclides podalirius (scarce swallowtail)
Lineage: Eukaryota; Metazoa; Arthropoda; Insecta; Lepidoptera; Papilionidae
Source: the annotation of a GenBank genome assembly